AUGGAGGGCGGCGAGCUCUCAGUGGCGCGAUCCGACAACCUUGGAGCCCGCUAUGAAAAGCGGUCCAAAGACAAGAGCCUCUCCGAGAAGGAGCGCGAGGCGGCCUUGUACUUCAGCUAUGCCGAGAAGCACAUGCACGAAGAACAGGCCGACGAAGCGUUGAAGCACACGGAGGAGGCCCUCAACCGCUUCCGGCAGUUGGGUGAUGAGACCGGCAUCGCAGACAGCAAUCGCAUCAAGAUCCACGUGCUUUGCUUCAAGGACCGUCGAAAGGAAGCCAACCAGGUAGCAAAGGAUGAGCUUUCCAGAAUUCGCUCGCAGAAGGACCGACAGGGGGAGAGCAAGAUGCUGCUUUCCUUGGCGGAGAUCAACACCGAGCGCAGGGGCUACAAGAACCGCCAGGAAGCGCGGCUCUGGGCCAACGAGGCUCUGGAGCUCUUCCGAAAGAACGGCGACAAGAAGAUGGAGGCGUACACCCUGAUCUGCUUGCUGAACAUCAACAUGAAGUGGCGAGGAGACAAGAGCAUCAGUUGCCAGGAGGGCCUCGACUGUGCUUUGAUGGCCAGGAGCAUCUUUCGCAGCAUCGGUGACAGGCGCGGGGAGGGCUUGGCGAUGCACGGUGUCGCCGUCGCUCACGUCCGGGCCGACAUCAACGAUGUGGUUCUACAGGGUGGCAUGGGCGGCUGGCUGGCAGCAGCUGCCGAGGCGGCCAAGCUCUUCCGAGACAGCGGCUACCUGAAAAUGGAAGCCUUCGAGCAGGUUUGUGUUGCCCAGUGGACCCUCGGCAUCAAUCCUCGCAAGGCCAUGAAGUUGGCAGAAGAGGCCAUGAAGCGCUGCGCCGAGCUCCGGAGCAGGCAAGAGUCGGCCGCUCUCAGCGUCCUGGUGCAAGCACAUCUGCAGCUGAAGGACAGGUCCAAGAACUGGAUGAACGACGAGGCAGCGAAGGCUGUGCAGCUGGCCAAGGACGGCUAUGAUCGGUUUCGAGAAUUAGGCGAGCGCUUCGGACAGGCCUCCUCCCUGCAUGCUCUCGUCCUGGCGCACCAAGCUCGGGACGAGAAAACCCUGGCUCUGCAAGCCGCCGAGCAGGCUGCGGACAUUUACAAGGAAAUCGGCGAGAAAGGCGGCGAGACCGCGAUGUUGCUCAUCCUGUCGCAGUUGCACCUGGAGACUUCCCGGCCAGAGAAGGCCUUCCAGGUCGCGCAGGAGAUUGCCUCCAUGGAGGUCUCGCUCCACGAAACUGCCAUCGCGCAAGAGACCGUCUACGAGGCCUUCCUUCAGCAAGGCGACCUGGAAGAGGCCAUGAAGACGGCGCAGGAGCUUGUGAGCCUCUGCAACGACAAGAACGACAAGAAGCGAGAGGCCAUCGCACGACUCAUGGUGGCCAACAUUCACUACACUCAGAAGGACUUUACGCAGGCGGUGAUGGUCUCCCGGGAGGCGCAGGCGCUGCUGCACGACAUCGGCGCUUACGCCGACGAGGCGUCUGCUCUGCGCAUCGUGGCGGAGGCGUAUCUGGCAAAUGGCGAGCUCCCUCAGGCGCUGAAGGCCGCCGACAGGUCCGUGCGACUUUUCCGGGGCAAGCAGAAAGACUCCGAGGAGGCGCAGUCCCUGCAAGUCGUGGCCACGAUCAAGCUGCAGGUUCUGGCCCAGGACAAGAUCCGGGCUCAGCGCGGGGCCCCGGCCUUCGCCACGGCCCUGGCGGACGCCGAGCAGGCGGCCGAAGCGGCUGUCAGCUUUGCGCGGAAGAAGCGCUUCAACCAACAGCUGGGGCAGGCUCUGCUCAUCGCCGGGCAGGUGCAGCUCACGGGCCUGCGGUGCGACGAUGCCCUUAAGACAGCAGAGGAGGCCAUGGCGAUAUUCGAGGAGUUGGGCAGCGAGCGAGACAAGGCCAAUGUGAUGUGCCUGGAGGCGGAUGCCCACUUCACCAACGGCAAUGCCAACAAAGCCUUGGUGAUUGUCAACAAGGCCUUGGCGAUCUUCCAGGAGUACCGAGACUCGCGAGGCGAGUGGAUCGCGAUGAACAUCCUGGAGCAGAUCACCGGGCCGCCCGAGGAGCAGCCCCUUCCGGGCAAUGAGUGGACACCAGAGCAGUGGGCAGAGUGGCAGCGUUGGCAGCAGCAACAACAGCAGCAGCAGCAGGGCGCCGGACAAAUGCCACAAGCCCUGCAGCGCCAGCAGCAGGAGCCUCGGGCGAGAAGACGAACCGAUCCGGGCCAGAAGCUGGACAUUGCGAAUGUCAGCACCGACACGGUUCGAAAACGUGUCGAGGAGAUCGUGAGGUUUACAGCCGACUUGGACGACUCCGAGCAGAUCGACCUCGAUCAGCCCUUGAUGCAGGUCGGCGUCACGAGCCGCACUGCCGUGGGCCUUCGGAACAUGCUCAGCGAGGAGAUGCCUGGCGUGGACUUGCCGUUUACGCUCAUCUUCGAUUACCCCUCCGUGGCCUCCAUCGCCGAUCACGUUAUGGCCUGGGCCACAGGUUGGGCUCACGCGGGCAGACGCAACUUCCCGGAGCUUGAAAUCACUUCCCGACAGCUGUUGGUGAGUCAUGCAGUCAUGGUCCAUGGUCCAUGGUGA
This is a messenger RNA of Symbiodinium sp. CCMP2592, 2577 nucleotides long. Lineage: Eukaryota; Dinophyceae; Suessiales; Symbiodiniaceae. The record is from the annotation of a GenBank genome assembly.